Amphibalanus amphitrite is the source of this 4245-nucleotide messenger RNA. RefSeq lists its product as uncharacterized. Bases 2500 to 3699 code for a protein of 399 amino acids. Gene Ontology annotation, biological process: DNA integration. Gene Ontology annotation, molecular function: nucleic acid binding. The record is from RefSeq and is a predicted model, not a curated record. The transcript is spliced from 2 exons. Lineage: Eukaryota; Metazoa; Arthropoda; Thecostraca; Balanomorpha; Balanidae.
UCGAGGGCUUGUCAGUAUGUGACAUCGACGAAAAUAAUGACGUUCGUCUGCCAGUUGUAUUUUCGUUGGACAGUAUUCCAGCCAGCAGCGAGGAGGUAUGCAGAGUUGAAGACCUCUCAGACUGGCCGCACCUGCAAGACGUGAUUCCGCCAGAAAUAGACGCUGAGGUUGGACUAUUGAUUGGAGUAAACGUGCCCGCCGCUUUGGAGCCUAUCGAUAUUAUCCAGAGUCGUGACGGUGGCCCGUUCGCGGUGAAGACUAGGCUAGGUUGGGUGAUCAAUGGCCCAGUUCGUUACCUGAAAUGGACGCAGAUGAGGAACACCGCGAACCGCAUCAAAGUGGAGCUCCAACAGCUUCAGCUGAAUGAGAACCUGGCUUCGGAAGAGCGAGGGUGGUCAGUUGAAGACCAUCGCUGGCUGGAAAAGGUGGAAGCCGGGCUGAGAAGGUCAAGUGGUCAUUACGAGCUACCACUGCCGCUCAAAACUGAAGCUUCACUGCCCGAUAACAGCGAAGUCGCUCUCAGAAGGCUUCAAGGUCUGAGGAAAAGAUUCACUAACGAGUCCUUCAAAGAUAAGUACUCGGAGUUCAUGACAGACAUGUUCGUUAAGGGAUACGCCGAAAAGGUCCCGGACCAAGAUUUGAGACGAUGUGAUGGCAAGGUCUCAUACAUUCCACAUCAUGGAGUGCACGGGCAGAAAUCGGACAAAAUGCGAGUUGUUUUCGACUGCUCCAGCUCGUUCCGGGGAGAAUCACUGAAUGACUCGCUCCUACAAGGACCCGACCUAACGACACCUCUAGUGGACGUUUUGGUGCGGUUCAGACAGGACCAAGUCGCUUUCAUUGGCGACAUUGAGUCCAUGUUCUAUCAGGUGCGUGUCCCUCAAGGCGACAGAGACAUGCUACGAUUCUUUUGGUGGCCGGACGGUGACACGGCUAGGCCGCCAGACAUGUAUCGCAUGACAGUCCAUCCCUUCGGUGCUAAGUCAUCGCCCAGUAUCGCCAAUUACGCUCUGAGACGAACUGCUGAGGACUAUGGUGACAGAUACACAGCCGAAGCGAGACGAUCAGUAGAAGAAAACUUCUAUGUAGACGACUGUCUGAAAUCGGUUGGUUCUGUGGAGAAGGCCGUCGAAAUCGCACGAGAACUUCGAGAGCUGUGUCGGGAAGGUGGGUUCCGUCUCACUAAGUUUGUGUCAAACAGCAGGAAGGUUUUGGACUCCGUCCCAACCGACGAGAGAGGGAAACAGGUUCGUGACUUAGUGCUUGAUGCAGACCUUCCCUCAGAGAAAGCUCUAGGAGUGCGAUGGCAGGUUGAGCCUGAUGUACUCAGCUUUGCAGCGCUACCACUUCCAGAGAAACCAUGCACCCGCAGAGGAAUGCUGGCAGUGAUCGGGUCUCUGUAUGAUCCUCUUGGAAUGGGCGCUCCGUUCGUGCUUCACGGCAGACUGGUUCUUCAAGAGAUGACACGUCGACAGCUUCGUUGGGACGACGUAGCUCCAGGCGACUUGGCUGCCAGGUGGUCGGAGUGGCUGAAGGGCAUUCCACUUUUGUCCGAGAUCAGUCUUCCAAGAUGCCUGAAACCACACGGAUUCGGAACCGUGAAGUCGAGUCAACUGCAUCACUUCUCAGACGCGAGUAGCAUUGGCUAUGGUGUUGUCACUUACUUACGCUUGACGAGCGACGAAGGCAGAAUUCAUUGCUCGUUCAUUUUCGGCAAGUCCAGGGUGGCUUCACUGAAGGGGAUGACGAUACCUCGUCUUGAACUGACUGCAGCUGUGCUGGCGGCUCGAGUGGACGUCAUGCUACGACGUGCUCUGCAGAUCCCUAUCGACAGAUCAGUGUUUUGGACUGAUAGCACAACAGUCCUUCGGUACGUGCGAAACGAACACACACGCUUCCACACUUUUGUGGCCAACAGGAUUGCUGUCAUCCGAGACACAUCCUCGCCAGAACAGUGGCGAUACGUCGAGUCGGCCAGAAAUCCGGCAGACGACGCUUCAAGAGGUCAAAAUGGACCAUCUUUCGUGUCCAACAGUCGGUGGUUCGAUGGACCGAGCUUUCUAUGGAAAGAAAAGACCAGUUGGCCAGCGUUUCCCCAGGGACUUGAUGGUGGACCAGAAGAGGAUCCAGAGGUGAAGAAGACGGUGAGGGCUGUGUUGGUAUCGGAUGAUCGCGAUCCACUGAUCACGCUGUUCCAGCACUUCUCUUCUUGGUAUCGUCUGCGUCGAGCCGUCGCAUGGAUCCUCCGAGUCAAGCAGAAACUGAAAGAGAGGGCAACAACUAAGGCAUCAUCCGCUGAUAAUCAUCCCGGGGUCGCUGCUGAAGGCAAGACUGAGAAACUGCGACUCUCCGUAGCCGACUUAAGAGACGCAGAAGAAGCAGUUGUGAGACACGUCCAAAGAACGGCUUUCUCAACAGAGUACAAGGCUCUGCAGGCAGCGGGGAGAGAGAAAAUGCCAGCGAGCAGUCGCUUGGCUCGUUUGGAUCCGUUCAUUAACGAUGAUCUCAUCAGAGUGGGGGGACGACUCACCAACGCCAUAUCUCUCCGAGGACGCAAGGCACCCUCUUGUACUACCAAAGCGCCACCACGUGGUUGACCUGAUCAUUCAGCAUAUACACGAGAAAGUUGGGCAUGCUGGACGAGAGCACGUGUUGGCGGAGCUCCGUACUUGUUUCUGGGUCUUGAACAGUAGCUCAGCGGUGCGUCGUGUCCUGAGUCGUUGUCUGAGAUGUCGGCGCCGUCGAGGGCCACUCCUAGUACAGAAGAUGGCUGAUCUGCCUCCCGAUCGGGUUACACCAGAACCUCCCUUCACGAACACUGGCAUUGACUUCUUUGGGCCUUUUUUCGUGAAGCGUGGUCGUGGACAGGAGAAGAGAUAUGGCGUCAUUUUCACUUGCCUGGUGAUCAGAGCCGUGCACAUAGAAGUAGCAGACUCUUUGUCCACAGAUUCAUUCUUGUGUGCGCUCAGGAGGUUUCUGUCAAGGAGAGGUCACGUCAAAAUGAUUCGCACAGACAGAGGGACAAACUUCACGGGCAGUGAGAGGGAGCUGGCAUCAGAAGUAGAUCGCCUGCUGAAAAACGAAUCAGUGUGCCACGACGCCAUGCUCAGGAGAAACAUUGAAUGGGUCCUGAACACACCGAGCGCGUCCCACCAUGGGGGUGUUUGGGAGCGCAUGGUUCGCUCCAUCCGCAAGACUUUGAACAGUUUGUUAACGCAACAGACUUUGACAGAUGAGACGCUGCGGACUUUGCUUUGCGAGGUAGAGGCAAUACUGAACAGUAGACCUCUGACCUUCGUUUCUCUCGACCACCGAGAUCCACUGCCACUCAGCCCUAACGAUUUGUUGCUGCUCAACGGUGUCGCUUCACCUCCAGCUGGAUUGUUUGGACCUGACGAUCUGUAUGCUCGGAGAAGGUGGCGUCAGGUACAGUACCUGGCAGACAUAUUCUGGUCCAGAUGGACCAAGGAGUACAUUCCACUACUACAAAGCCGACAGAAGUGGCUCAAGCCAGAGAAAUCACUGGAGGUUGGAGAUGUUGUAGUGAUCGCCGACAGUGGCCUUCCAAGAAUCCAGUGGCCACUGGGUCGCGUGGUAGAAAGGCGUGCUAGCCAGGACGGACUGGUGAGAAGUGUUAAGGUGAAAACGAAAGGAAGGGAGAUGUGGCGCCCAGUCACGAAGCUGGUGUCAUUGUGCUAGGCGCCAGCUGAGCGAGGACGCUGUGCCAGAUGGUCUCUGUGCCAGUUCGAUUGAGGCAAUCUUAGCGUUGCGCAAUUAGGUACUUGUUGAUUUGGGGAAAUGCAAACGUGCGCACUGCCUCGACAUGUUCCCCUUGUGUUCUCGUUUUGCAUGUUCGGCCUUGAAGACCGAACGGGGAGGGUGUAGCGGCGCCGAGGCGCCGAAGAUGCGCACGACUCCGGGCUGCAAGCGCCAUCAUUGACAAGCAUGUGCAUUUUGCAUUUAUUAUGUCAUUUAACAGAAAGUUGUUUUUGUUGUUCUGCUAAAAAUGAGCAAAAGUUGUUUUCAUCAAGUUUGCAUUGUAUAUUGUAAUUUCUGGCCUCAUUUCACUUAAAAUGUUGACAAAACAAGUACCGUAAAUAUGUUCGUUUUUGGCCGAUUCAUUGUUUGGCGGUAUCACCACCUGUCUGCGCUGUGAUUGCGAUACAGUCGAAAUCAUUGCAUUGCAUAACAUUGCAUUGCCACAUCGCAUUACAAGAGAAUAUAAAUUGGCAUCACGAACAGGCA